Messenger RNA from Sungouiella intermedia, 1284 nucleotides. NCBI's taxonomy places the organism in Eukaryota, Fungi, Ascomycota, Pichiomycetes, Serinales, Metschnikowiaceae. The record is from the annotation of a GenBank genome assembly.
AUGAAUCAUUCUGAAAGAGAGGAAUUCGACAAAAAUCAUAUAUGGCAUCCAUAUACGUCUAUGACAAAGCCGAUUCCAUGCUACCAAGUUGAAUCAGCUGAGGGUGUUCGACUUUAUCUUGACAAUGGCAAAAGUCUAAUUGAUGGUAUGUCUUCGUGGUGGUGUGUAAUCCAUGGUUACAACAACAAAGCCUUAAAUGAUGCCAUGAAGGACCAAAUCAAGAAGGUGUCACAUGUAAUGUUUGGUGGCAUUACUCACGAACCAGCCAUUCAACUCUGCAAGCACUUAGUGGAAAUGACACAUCCCAAACUCGAAUGUGUUUUCUUGUGUGACAGCGGAUCGGUAGCGGUGGAAGUGGCUCUCAAGCAGGCAAUCCAGUACUGGAUCUCGAAAGGGCAAGUCCGUAAGAAAAAAUUCAUGUCCAUUGCUAAUGGAUACCACGGAGACACCUUUGGAGCCAUGUUUGUUAGUGAUCCUAAUACAUCAAUGCAUAGCAUCUACAGUGGCUACGGUCCUGAUAAUAUUUUCGCUAAUGCUCCGCAAGUUGGAUUCGGCGAGGAAUGGGACAACAAAGACAUUAAUGACUUUGAAGAGAAGAUCGAAAAGCGCCACGAAGAAAUCGCAGCUGUUAUCCUCGAGCCCAUUCUCCAAGGAGCGGGAGGGAUGAGAAUGUACCACCCCCAAUUUUUGAAAUUUGUGAGGGAACUUUGCAACAAACAUAACGUUUUGCUCAUUGCAGACGAGAUAGCUACUGGGUUCGGAAGGACAGGCAAGCUUUUUGCCUGCGAGCACGCUCAAAUCUGCCCCGAUAUCAUGUGUGUGGGCAAAGCCAUGACGGGUGGUUACAUGACUAUGGCAGCAACAAUCUCCACCAGGAAUGUUGCAGAGGUGAUUAGCGACGGCCCUACUGGAUGUUUCAUGCAUGGGCCAACGUUUAUGGCAAAUCCACUUGCCUGUGCAGUGAGUACGAGGAACUUGGAGAUUUUGAAGACGGGAAAUUGGAAACAGCAAGUUGCAGGGAUUGAAGAAAUCUUAACAAAAAAGCUUCUUCCACUAAAGAUGAAGAGAAAUAAGAAAAUCAAAGAUGUGCGUGUUCUUGGGGCUGUUGGAGUGAUAGAGAUGGUUUCAGCAGUUGAUAUUGCCGAGAUCCAGAAGAAAUUUGUUGAUUUGGGAGUAUGGAUCAGGCCAUUUGGAAAGUUGAUAUACAUUAUGCCUCCCUAUGUGAUUAUUCAGGAAGAUCUCGAGUAUUUGGUUGAUAUGAUGAUCAAAGUAGCCCUUGAGUGA